This is a messenger RNA of Thlaspi arvense, 2030 nucleotides long. NCBI's taxonomy places the organism in Eukaryota, Viridiplantae, Streptophyta, Magnoliopsida, Brassicales, Brassicaceae. The record is from the annotation of a GenBank genome assembly.
GAUAAGGUGCUCUUUGUCACAUAACCAAAACACCAAAAAUUAUAACUCAAACGAAAUCUCCUCUAAUCAAUUUACUCAAAACCAAAAACAAAAUGGCUCAAGCAGUGACUUCGAUGGCAGGGUUACGUGGCGCAUCUCAGGCCGUUCUUGAAGGAAGUCUCCAGAUCAACAGCUCAAACCGUCUGAACAUCUCCAGAGUCACUGUUGGGUCUCAGAGAACCGGACUUGUGAUCAGGGCUCAGCAGAACGAAUCUGUACCGGAAAGUAGUCGCCGGUCAGUGAUUGGACUCGUGGCGGCUGGUUUAGCCGGUGGUUCGUUCGUUAAGUCUGCUUUCGCCGAAGCUCUUUCGAUUAAAGUUGGUCCUCCUCCACCUCUUUCCGGUGGUCUCCCUGGAACCGAUAACUCAGACCAAGCAAGAGAUUUUUCAUUGGCGUUGAAAAACAGAUUUUACUUGCAGCCAUUGCCACCAACUGAAGCUGCAGCUAGGGCCAAAGAAUCUGCUAAAGAGAUCAUUAACGUUAAGUCAUUGAUCGACAAAAAAGCUUGGCCUUACGUUCAAAACGAUCUCCGUUUAAGAGCAUCGUACCUCCGUUAUGAUCUUAACACCGUUAUCUCCGCUAAGCCUAAGGAAGAGAAACAGAGCCUCAAAGAACUCACCGGCAAGCUCUUCCAAACCAUCGACAAUCUGGACUAUGCGGCAAGGUCAAAGAGUAGCUCGGAUGCUGAGAAGUAUUACUCAGAGACUGUCUCGAAAGAGAAAAACCCUAAUUCAACGGAGAUACUACUUCCCGAUCUAGUGGAAGAAAUCAUCUUUCGACUGCCCUUGAACUCAAUCCUCAAAUGCAGAAGCCUCUCAAAGGAAUGGAAAUCAAUUCUGGAAUCAAGAAGGUUCGUGGAGAAGCACAAGAGUCUUCAAAAGAAUCGGAAAAUCCUCGCUGCUUUCCACUGCGACUGUGGUAAGCGGCCGAGACUCCUCCCUGGGUCACAGUUCGAAGGAGACGAAGAGAUUGUGUAUCUUCACUGUGACGUUACACGACCGUCGAUGACUUGUGACGGUUUGGUUUGCUUCCUUGAGCAAGAUUGGAUCAUCGUUUUAAACCCAUCGACCGGACAACUCCGGAGAUUAUCUUCCGGGCUAAACCCUAACCAUGAGUGUACAUUUGGGUUCGGAUUAUGGUCGAGUUUCUUUCCGGAUAAAUGGGUCAUGGGAUUCGGUAGAGACAAAGUCAUAGGGAGGUUUAAAGUAGUGAGGAUGUGUUUUUCUUACAGGGGGGACAUUGGUCAAAAGGAUCCUGUGGUGGAAUGUAGGGUUCUUGAUGUUCAAACUGGUGAAUGGAGGAAACUAAGAGGACGACCUCCUUAUGUGGUCAAUGCGAGUAGUAAAUCGGUAUAUUUGAAUGGAUCUAUCUACUGGUUGCACAUUAAUAGGGCACAUGUUGACAAACGUUUCAAGAUACUAGCAUUGGAUCUUCACUCACAAGAGUUCCACAAUGUCUCGAUUCCGGCUAUAUGGGUCACGUGGGAUACGCAGAUAGUGAACCUCGAGGACCGUCUAGCCAUAGCCAGAACGAAAAUUGGGCCGAGGCGGUCUACUUGGAGACUAGAGAUAUGGAGCAUGGAUACACGUCAAGAACAAUGGAGCAACACUUACUCCAUAAGUUUAGCCAGUCUAAGUUUUAAAUCAUGGGAGCGGAAUUGGUUCACGCUCGUGGCGGUUUCUAAGCAAGGAAACCUUGUCUUGAAUGACAAUCACAAGCGGCUGUUCAAAUAUUAUCCAGUGACAAAUAAGAUUAUUUGUCUCUCCGAAGACACUUGUGGUAUAACUACUUACUUUGAAACUUUGGUCCCUCUUCCUAUAAAACCAAGCCAUCCGCUUCCUGAUCCGGUAAAGUCUGAUUCUAAAAUCUGUCGCUUGUUGUCCAAGGAGCCAGGAUCUUGGAUACUUAAAGUUUUGCAAAGGAAUGACUUUAGGAUCCUUGAAAUUUUAUUUGCAACUCUAGUAGUAGCUGGUUACAUUGUGUCACCUCUU